Messenger RNA from Cladophialophora carrionii CBS 160.54, 1059 nucleotides. RefSeq lists its product as uncharacterized. The record is from RefSeq and is a predicted model, not a curated record. Gene Ontology annotation, biological process: ceramide biosynthetic process; ceramide catabolic process. The transcript has 2 exons. NCBI's taxonomy places the organism in Eukaryota, Fungi, Ascomycota, Eurotiomycetes, Chaetothyriales, Herpotrichiellaceae. The coding region runs from base 1 to 1059 and encodes 352 amino acids. Gene Ontology annotation, cellular component: endoplasmic reticulum membrane.
AUGCCCUCAUGGCUGCCUUCAGUUCCUUACCCCCCGCCAGGCCAGCCCGGGUUCUGGGAUCCGGUCACUAGCACUCUACAAUGGUGCGAAGAGGACUACUAUGCCACCUACUACUCCGCCGAGAUUAUCAACACCUUGACGAACUUGAUGUUCAUAUACCUGGCAUAUAAGGGCGUCAAGAGCUGCAGAAAACAUGGACAUGACACGGUCUUUGAAGUGGCAUAUUUUGGCUAUUUCCUCGUUGGAUUCGGAAGCUUCAUGUUCCAUACCACCUUGAAAUACCCCUGGCAACUGGUCGACGAGCUUAACAUGAUCUACACCACCUGCCUGAUGGCCUACGCCUCGCUCUCCUACUCACAGCCGAGGAGGACCCAGGUUUAUUUGGGCGUCUUCUUUGUUCUCUUUUGCGCAGCCAUAACCGCCUACUACCACUACCUCCAAGAUCCGGUAUUCCACCAAACCGUGUAUGCCCUCCUCACCGUAUUCAUCGUCUUCCGCAGCAUUUACAACAUGGAAACCUCACUUCGACCCUCCCUGCGAAAGUCGGAAGAAAAGCACCGCCUCGAGAGGAAAAGGUCCGGGGUGCCUGACGUGAUCAGCAAAGAGCAGCAAGCAUAUGAAAACCAAAGAGAUCGGCAAAUUCUCAAAACAAUGUGGAUUCUCGUGGCGUUCGGCGUGAGCAUUUUCCUCACCGGCUUCUACAUCUGGAACCUCGACAAUAUCUACUGCUCCACGCUGAGGCGUUGGCGGAGAAGCAUUGGCAUGCCCUGGGGUUUCUUCCUUGAAGGACAUGGUUGGUGGCAUUUGAUGACCGGGAUCGGGGCCUACGACUACAUCGUCUGGGGAAUCUAUCUACGGCACGUUCAGAAUGGAGAUCAAGAACAUUUCAGAAUGGUGUGGCCUAGCUUUUUCACGCUGCCGGAAGUUGUGAGGAUGUCAGACCCCCCGAGGGAUGCAGGGAUGAAGGCCACUGGCACUGAUCGUGAUGUAUCUGCGAACGGAAAUGCAAACGGCAGUGCUAAUGGCAGUGCCAAGGGGCAUGUCAAGAAGCGGAAGUGA